Molecule: messenger RNA, 1215 nt
Organism: Closterium sp. Yama58-4
Lineage: Eukaryota; Viridiplantae; Streptophyta; Zygnematophyceae; Desmidiales; Closteriaceae
Source: the annotation of a GenBank genome assembly
AUGGGAACCGAGCGGCACCUAGCCACAGCCAUGCUGUUCCUCGUAGCCCUCUCUGUGUGCCUCUGGCUGGACGUGAAAACCGCAACGGACUUGCUUGUAUCGGGUACGAGGGCGUUCGUGCAGCUGACAGCCGUUGGAUUGGGGCUUAAAUACAUCUUCACCGUUGACAGCGCGCAUCCCGUUUUUGUUGCCGUGGCAGUCAUGAUCGUGAUAGCAGCCUACACAGCCUCCCGGCGAGCAAAGUCAGUGCCUCGAGGCUUCUGGGUGGCGCUGGUGGCGGUGGCUACUGGCACUGUCACUGCGCUGUCUCUCUUAGUCAGCUUGCAGGUGGUUCGGCUGCGGCCGCGGUUUGUGAUUCCCAUCGGGGGCAUUGUGGUGGGCAGCAGCAUGACCAUUGCUGCAAACACCAUGCAGCGACUGGCUGACGACUUUCAACAGAGAAGGGGGCAGCUAGAGGCAGCACUGGCCUUGGGUGCAAGCCAAUGGGAGGCCUCUCUUCCCCUCAUCAAACGGGCAGUAGCUGUGGGUUUCGGCCCUACUAUAGACUACACCAAGACUGUGGGGAUAAUUCAGCUCCCAGGCUCAAUGACUGGGAUGAUCAUGGGGGGAGCAUCCCCCCAAGAAGCAGUUGCAAUGAUAGUGAUGUUUCUGGUGGCGCUUUCCAUUUGCCUCUGGAUCGACUCCAACACUGCAGCGGAUGUGCUUGUAGCGGGGAUAAGAGCAGCUGCGCAGCUCUCAGCUGUUGGAUUCGGGCUCAACUACAUCUUUGCCAUCGAAAGCUGGGAGGUGGCAUAUUGUGGAGUGGCAAUCAUGGUGCUGGCAGCAGCACACACCGCGUCGAAGAGAGCCAAGCGCGUGGCAAGGGGAUUCUGGGUGGCUUUCUGGGCGAUUGGAACUGCUGCUACACUCGCUUUCUCCCUGCUUGCGGCCUUGCAGGUGGCUCGCUUGCGGCCGCGGUUUGUGAUUCCCAUCGGGGGCAUUGUGGUGGGCAGCAGCAUGACCAUUGCUGCCAACACCAUGCAGCGACUUGCGGAUGACUUUCAGCAGAGUAGGGGGCAGGUGGAAGCCGCUUUAGCCCUGGGCGCAACUCAAUGGCAGGCCUCCCUUCCCCUCAUUCGAAAGGCAGUAGCAGUGGGCUUUGGGCCGACACUAGACUAUAUAAAGACUUACGGUGUGAUUCAGCUUCCUGGCGCUAUGUUGUUUCGGCGGUUUUGA